AUGGAGGAACCAGAACAAGCUGAGCAAGCCAUUCAGCUGAUCAAUGAGAACAAGGAAUUCAAUGCUGAGACGUUAGCACGGUUCAAUAAAUAUGUGGGUGGAAGAGACGUUGGAUUUGGGUACCAUGUUAUAUCGGUUUUCGGGUCUCAAUCUAGUGGGAAAUCCACGCUUUUGAAUGCUCUUUUCAGAACGAAAUUUGACACUAUGAAUGCUCAAGUGAAACGACAACAAACUACGAAGGGCAUUUGGUUGGGUCAUACCAGAAAUGUGGCUGUUUCUGUGGCGAAAUCUGCUGGAAAUGAUGAUUCUACGAGGGUAAACGAGGAUCUAUUUGUAUUGGAUGUGGAAGGUUCUGACGGUGCUGAAAGAGGUGAGGAUCAAGAUUUUGAACGUAAAGCGGCGCUUUUUGCUAUUGCUGUGUCCGAAGUGCUUAUAGUGAAUAUGUGGGAACAACAAGUUGGGCUUUAUCAAGGUAAUAAUAUGGCUCUUUUGAAAACGGUUUUCGAAGUUAAUCUUUCACUUUUUGGCCAAAAUAAGGACAAUCAUAAGAUGCUUUUGCUGUUUGUCAUUCGGGACCACGUGGGUGUGACGCCGUUGACAAGUUUGAAGGAAACUUUGGAAACGGAAUUGAAUGAUAUUUGGAGCCAAUUGGCCAAACCAGCCGGGACAGAACAUUUGAAGUUGCAAGAUUUCUUUGAUUUGGAAUUCACCGCUCUGGCACACAAAUUGUUACAACCAGAAGAAUUUAUCAAAGGUGUCGAAUCUUUGGGUGACGCUUUUACCUCAAAAGAUAGCACGACCGGAUAUUUGAAUCCCCAAUACCAUCAUAAUUUGCCGCUGGAUGGCUGGAUUAUGUAUGCAGAGAACUGUUGGGACCUUAUUGAAACUAACAAGGACUUAGAUUUGCCCACACAGCAAAUUUUGGUCGCGAAAUUCAAGACCGAGGAAAUCGCAAAUCAAGCGUUCCAAAAUUUCGAGGAAAAUUACCACGUAGAUUUGAAAAAAGACACGACGGCCUCUGAACUGGCAGAACAGUUGAAAUCAUUGAAACGAGGUUGUUUUGAAGAUUACGAUGCGUUUGCGUCCAGAUACGUUCGAUCCGUAUAUCAGGAACAAAGGAAACAAUUAAGCAUCAAGACCGAAAACAAGAUUAAGACUACUUUGGCUGAAUAUUUUGCGAACUUGUCUGAGCAAGUUCUAGAAGAGCUCACUUUAAAGAUUACGGCCAAGAACAAACAAACGUUUGCCGAUAAGACGAAUGUCGCCAAAAAAUUCGCACUCGAUAAAUUUAGAAGCAGUGCACAAGUAUUCACCACUAGAGAACUUGUGACAUCUUUGGGUGAAGAGAUAAGCAAUUUUGAAAUUUCCGUCGAAAAGGUCAUUUCAGAUGAACGCGACAAGGAAUCUAACCAUAUAAUCGCGCGUGCGGGCAAAAAAAUUCAUUUGGGAAUCAAGGAGGAAAUCUUCUUUUUAUUAGCACACCCACAACCGGAUCUUUGGGAUCAAGUUCUCGCCAAGUUCAACGAACUAUGGAAGGAUUCUUUAAAAAAUUUCGAGACUGGGAUUGAUCAGAAAUACGAUUUUGGUCUAGAAUUGUCCGAGUCGAAAGACGCAGAAAUUAGGGAUUCUGUGCGGUCAAAGGCCUGGACGGUACUGUACGAAUUGGUACAUGAUUACUUAUCGGAAGACAACGUAGUGACCAUUUUGAGAGAGAAAUUCGAAAAUUUAUUCCGGUUUGAUGAGAACGACUCACCAAGGUUAUGGAAAAAUGAGGAAGAAAUUGAUUCCAUUUUCCGAGUUGCCCGAGAAAAGGCUUAUCAGGUACUUGACAUAUUGGCAAUUGCUUCAACGACAGAUGGCGUUGAGUUGGUACCUGAUGUACCUUUGAGAGACGGGGACGGCAACAUGGACCUCGAGCAAGAUUUCGAAGACGACGAAGGUGUAUACCACAGCAAACGGUUUGCACAUAUUUUGUCCAAUUCUCAAAAAGCGAGAAUAUUGCAAAAGUUCAAAAGACAAGCCAACACCACUGUCAUUGAGGCUAAACGAUCCACGAUCAAAACGACGACACGUAUCCCAUUAUACAUUUAUGCCCUUCUUGUCGCCCUUGGUUGGAAUGAGUUCCUCAUUGUCAUUCGCAACCCAUUGUUCGUGACAUUGUUACUCAUUCUUGGCGUCGCAUUUUAUUUUGUACAAAAGUUCAAUCUAUGGGCUCCAAUCAUCAACGUGGCAGAACUAGCCGUCAGUGAAACGCGGCAAGUAGUCAAAGAUAGGCUUAGAGGUUUACUACUCGAAGAACCUAAAAAAAUACCUGUUGAACAAGACAAAGUUUCAGAGGAAUUUGAAAUGCAAGAGUUUGCUCAAUGA
This is a messenger RNA of Lachancea mirantina, 2367 nucleotides long. Lineage: Eukaryota; Fungi; Ascomycota; Saccharomycetes; Saccharomycetales; Saccharomycetaceae. The record is from the annotation of a GenBank genome assembly.